AUGUCCUCCCUUGCUCCAUUUUGUUUCGCAUCACGUGGCAUGAGGGGACCAAUCGAGCCUGUUGCUCGUGGCUGUCGGUCCACAGAUCCAACCCACCCCAUUCUACUCUACCACCCCAGUCUGGCUUGGUCCCGAGUACCGACCCUCAGGACGUGUAGGGGAACGGGGAUGGGGGCGCUGGGUCCGGGAAGAGCAGUAGAUGAGCAAAGAGGAGAAGAGGACUUGCCUGCUCUUGGCGCCUUUGAAAUGCGGGACUCUGACGUCGGAAUGUGGGACUCGGACCUCGGGACGUGUAAUUCGGGCGAUGCUGCAGACGGACGGAUAGAUCCGAGGCGUAGCGAGGCGAAGCAGAACCGUGGGUUGGGCACGUCGGGAGAGGCCCGGCAGGAACCACGGGCUAGGGGCACAAGCGAUAAAUACGAGGUAAGAAGGAGACGGGCGCCGCCGUCACGUGAGGCGCGACGAGGUGGCGGUCAAGGUGGGACGUCGACCAAAAAGCGACAGGGCUCCACUCCGAGUUCCAUGCAGCCAGGCCUGCCUUAUAUUGACUUCAUCUUCUUUACUCGUCUGGCGUCACUGCCACCUUUGCUCUCUUUCUCUCUAUUUCUCCCCUUAUCUCCUGCAAUUAGUGUAUCUUUUAACCGCUUUCCCUAA
Molecule: messenger RNA, 654 nt
Organism: Protopolystoma xenopodis
Lineage: Eukaryota; Metazoa; Platyhelminthes; Monogenea; Polystomatidea; Polystomatidae
Source: the annotation of a GenBank genome assembly